AUGUGGUAUUCACACACCAACCUUGACCGAGCCUUGGCGCCCUCUUUGGUUAGUCAUUCUCACCGCUUUACUAAACGACUUGUUACUCAGGCUGCAAAGCCGCAGCUAGGAGGAGUCGUCCUCUGCUCACCUUCUGCUCAAUCUCCACCCCAUCCCAUUUUUGGGUCCUCGCUAUUAUUGGCUACCCAUGCCCUGUCUAUUUCUGCUAUCCCUCAUGAAUCUUGCCAACUCUACGCGACAGUCUUACAGGACCCGGUAUUAGGUUUCGUGUGCAGUCGCACUCUUAUUUUUCCUACUUGCUCUUUGAGUCUUGGAGAAUGGCAAGAACGAAGAGCCCAGCCAAGACCUUUCGCCAAGCCAAAGAAAAGGGAUCUGGAUGAGAUACACGCAUUGGGGAUGGUAAUCCGGCAUUCACUAAGCCCAGGGCUUCCAACGGGCCGUACUACGUACGAACGUACCGAGUUCGUGAGCCGUACCUACGGAUUGUAUUACCCUUUUGGGAAGUUUUACCCUAGGAUUGGCACGGGUUACGAUACGUACACCUACCUCUCCUCCUCCCUAUCGUACGAACGUACACAAAAUCUCACCCGUACAGGCCUCAAAAUCGCCCAAUCGUACAGUACUACGCCUCGUUGGAAGCCCUGCACUAAGCUCCAACCCGCGGUGGAGAAGCGGUAUCAAAAUAAGGUCAGUUUAUGGCACAAGUACGUCUGCAUUGUUUCACGGUUAGGGAUUUCGCAAGUCCGCUUCGUAAUAUAUAUGUGCGAGGAGACGAAGUGCUGUUAG
Molecule: messenger RNA, 786 nt
Organism: Lindgomyces ingoldianus
Lineage: Eukaryota; Fungi; Ascomycota; Dothideomycetes; Pleosporales; Lindgomycetaceae
Exons: 7
Coding region: 1-786 (261 amino acids)
Source: RefSeq, a predicted model, not a curated record